AUGAUCAAAAUGCGCUUUUCUACGAUUCUCAUUCUUCCCGCGACCAUCAUCUCCGCUGCUGUGAUUCCUCCCGUGUCCAUCGAUCCGAGCUUGAUUCCAGCCUUUGGCUUAGUAGCUGGUCAAGACCCUAAUGGAAGUGGCAGCUGUGCUGGCGCUAACAAUGUCUUGAUUCCAUGCUUUUGUCCACCCGACCGCCAGGAAUUUGUAGAGAAAGUGAAUUCUGCCGUCGCUUUAGGGAAUUUUCUGGGAACACCAGUCACGUUCAACAUUGACCCUCUUGCUCAAUCAAACAAAGAUAGACUCGAUCAUGCCACAACGUCUCUGAUCGUCUUACAGAGUUUCAACGGUACACGUGGUGUGGGCUGCCCGGCAGCUUCCGCCCCAACCAUCCUCAAUCAACAGAAGCAAUCUGCCAAUCUGAUAGGCCGAGAUCUGUCCGACAAUAGGGAGCUUACUGAGGAUGCUUUCAUGCUAGGUGUAUAG
Periconia digitata is the source of this 483-nucleotide messenger RNA. The record is from the annotation of a GenBank genome assembly. NCBI's taxonomy places the organism in Eukaryota, Fungi, Ascomycota, Dothideomycetes, Pleosporales, Periconiaceae.